AUGGAUAUCACCAGAUCGAUCGUCUCCGAGCGCGAGCGGGCUUUGCUAGGAGGGGACUAUGAUGCCUAUCAUGCGCAAGCCACCCGCAAAAUCCACAACCUCCGCAGGCGACUCGGUGCCGCAACCCGGGGAAGAAAAUACACUCCCAAAGCCCCAGUGACUGCAGAAAAUGUGGCCAAAAACGCAGAAUGGGUGCAACUGCUUCUAGCCAGCUCUGAACGGGCAUGGGCGUCUUCGAUGGCCAUGAAAUCGGCCCAGUCGGCAGAGAACACUCAGAAGCCCAUGCCUGGUUCCACGAAAAAACAAAUUGCUUCCAGGCUCCGAAGAGCCAUCACCUACGCCGAUAACCUCGUGACUGUUCUGCAAGAUCGCAGCACGACUGGCGCACAAGCGAUAGACGAACUCGAAGCACGUGCUUAUCUCGCCAUGUUAAGAGGUAGUCUGGAUUUUGAGAAGGGAAGAUGGCAGGAAUGUAUUCAACAUUACUCCAUCGCCCAGGUUGUGUACACGACAUUAGCACGCUCAUCAAAGACGGACACGUACAAAGAAUUGUUAUCGGGCAUCGUGGACCCCAGCAUUCGUUAUGCCGCAUAUCAGAUGAAGAUGCCCCGCACCAGGACCAUCAAUGAUAUCGCCAUUGAGAACUUUCCCAAGAGUGAAGCUGCUGUCAGGAGCACAGUCGAAGACAUUAAUCCACAGGCAUUCUCGACAGGGACUGAGGCGGCUCCCACCAAAGGAGGACCUAAGGAAAUCCCCUCUACAAUUUCUUGGAGGAGUAGGAAAGUGAAUUUGGAAGACGCCAAUAUAUCUCAAGCUCUUGGUUUCUCUAAAGAACGGGAAGACGAGUUGGACAGCACCUACAAAUCCUUCAAAGAUGGAUCUGUUAGUGCCAAAGACCUAGCAACCGCAUACGAAGAAGUCAUCACGGCCCGUCAGGAUGCCGCCGAUGCCACGAAGACCGCUAUCGACGAGCUGAUUGCCGAAGGUGUUGACACUGGUGAUUCUCGGCUGCAGUCUCUGCAAAUCACCCGCACGGCCGUCAACUAUGCCGUGAUCGAAUGGCGGAUUGGGCGCAAUAGAAUCCUCUGUGGUGCUGAUGACGAUGGUCUGGCCUUUGAACCUGAGAAGCCGACCAAGAGCUUGAAGCCACGCAAGGACGGCAAACCUCGCGCGCCCAAGGAGGAGAGUUCGGGCCGCAAGCUAUCGAGGCUGCGCGAGAGGGUUGCUCUGUACGACUCGAUUCUGCGGAGUCUCGACGCUGUCAAGGAACUCCCCGGUGUCAUUGCGGACAGUGCUUUUGUGGAUGAGCUUGAUGCAAAACGUGCAUACUUCCGUGCGUUGAAGUGUUUGGCUGUUGGCCGCUCACAUGCGAUCAGUGACCAUAUACCAAAUGCGCUGGCCUUGUAUGCUCGAGCACUUGAGUUGGCGGAAGCAGCCACAGCUACAUUGAAAGCAGCGUCCGCUGACCACAGUUCUGCACCACCAAAGCUCGACCUAUCGAUCCAGCGUCUCACGCAGACCACCGCCACCCUCAGCAAACUGGUCACUCAAUUCCGUGCCCUAGCUGACCUCGAAUCCCUCGCCAGAACAAGUCAGCCAACCCCGAAAGACACGGCCCAAGCAAACGCAAUUAAACCUGCACCUCUCAUCGAGCGUCUUUCACACAACGAAUACAUCCCAAACGUAGACCUAACCAAUCUCGUCAACUAUCCUCCCAAACUCCGCCCGGUCCCCGUCAAACCACUCUUCUUCGAUCUGGCAUGGAACUACAUCAAGUACCCAGGCGAAAAGGGACCCGAAGCCGAAGUCGGAGCAGCCGAAGACGUACAGAUGGGAGGAAUCGGGGAGGAAGUCAAUGGAACAGUCGACAAGAGCGAAGAGCAGCAGAAACCCGCGGCGAGAAAGGGAUGGUUUGGAUUUGGACGCUAA
Messenger RNA from Fonsecaea nubica, 1929 nucleotides. RefSeq lists its product as hypothetical. The record is from RefSeq and is a predicted model, not a curated record. Gene Ontology annotation, biological process: SRP-dependent cotranslational protein targeting to membrane. The transcript is spliced from 2 exons. Gene Ontology annotation, molecular function: signal recognition particle binding; endoplasmic reticulum signal sequence receptor activity; 7S RNA binding. Gene Ontology annotation, cellular component: signal recognition particle, endoplasmic reticulum targeting. Lineage: Eukaryota; Fungi; Ascomycota; Eurotiomycetes; Chaetothyriales; Herpotrichiellaceae. Bases 1 to 1929 code for a protein of 642 amino acids.